AUGCCCAAGGAAAAGACUACCCGCAAGGCUGCGCCUAAGACCAAGGCCGAGAAGAAGAAGAAGGCUCCAGACCCCAACGCGCCCAAGCGUGGUCUCUCUGCCUACAUGUUCUUCGCCAACGAGCAGCGUGAGAAGGUCCGCGAGGACAACCCAGGCAUCAAGUUCGGCGAGGUCGGCAAGCUUCUCGGUGAGAAGUGGAAGGCACUCAACGACAAGCAGCGCCAACCCUACGAGGCCAAGGCUGCUCUAGACAAGAAGCGCUACGAGCAGGAGAAGGCUGCUUACACCGUAUGUUUUUCCCCAUCCCCUGUGUCCUAA
Molecule: messenger RNA, 318 nt
Organism: Bipolaris victoriae FI3
Lineage: Eukaryota; Fungi; Ascomycota; Dothideomycetes; Pleosporales; Pleosporaceae
Exons: 3
Coding region: 1-318 (105 amino acids)
Source: RefSeq, a predicted model, not a curated record